This is a messenger RNA of Eruca vesicaria subsp. sativa (arugula), 489 nucleotides long. Lineage: Eukaryota; Viridiplantae; Streptophyta; Magnoliopsida; Brassicales; Brassicaceae. The record is from the annotation of a GenBank genome assembly.
AUGGCUGGCCGUGACGCUCUCCUCCUCUCCCUCCUCGUCAUCAUCACCAUCUCUCUCGACGUUGCAUUCGCCGACCAGGAACCACACUGCGUCUACACAUUCUACAUCGAAACCGGACCGGUGGAGGGUGCCGGAACAGAUUCGAUCAUAAGCGUUAAAAUCUCUGACAAAUCGGGACAUGACAUUGAUAUCCAAAACAUAGAGACAUGGGGUGGGUUAAUGGGACAAAGUUACGACUACUUCGAGAGGGGCAAUUUGGACAUUUUCAGUGGUAAGGCGCAGUGUCUUCCGAGCCCAAUCUGUUCAUUGACUCUGACCUCUGACGGCUCCGGCGAUUACCCCGCCUGGUUUGUUAACUACGUGGAUGUCACUACGGUCAGAGUUCAUUUUAAGAGUGAACAUCAAUACUUCGAUGUGGAGCAAUGGCUUGCGACCGAUACGCCACCGUAUAAUCUCACUUUCGUACGGAACAACUGCCAGGUUACGUAA